ACUCACAAGUCAAAAGAACUCUGGAAAAAGGAAAAAAAAAGAAAUGAAAAUAUACAACUUUUUUCCACUGCUACUGGUGUUAGUUCCAAAACCCUUUCCAAUCCCCACCCCAAAUUAAAUUAUUGUUUCAAUCCUAAAAGAAAAGGUGUCUUCUCCUUUCUUUAAUUCAAAAGCUCAAAUUUUUCUAUUCAUUUCACUUUUGUCUUUACCCUCCCUCCCUCUUUCCCAAUACUCUCUCUUAUUCCACUCCCAAUUCAAAUCUAGGGUUUCUUUUUAUUUCCCCCUUGGUUCUUGGUGCACUUGAGAAAAGGUUCAGAGUUGUUAGAUUCCUAGAUAGGUUUUGGAGUUGGAUGGUCUUAUAUAGCAGUAGAUUCUUGACAUUCUUCAGAAUAAGCUCUGGUGUGUGAUCUCUGACUUAGUUGUUUUUUUCAAGAUUCGACCUUUACAUUUUGUUUGUUCAGCAGAGACUCAAAGAUUGCUUUUUUUUUCUGUAAUUUUUAGUUUUGCUUUUAUGCUUAUGAAAAACCCAUCUUAAACCCUUGCUAGGAUUUAGAAAAAUUUAUACUCCUUGUGUUUAUGAUUUUUUUUGCUGAAUUUUUAUGCAUUUUGAUCUCUGUCAAUUCAUUUUCCCUGAGGAGAAUUAGUUCUAGAAGGAUUCAGAGACUAGAUCUUCUGGGUUAGUUGUCCAAUUCCCUGAUUGGUAAUUGUAGAGGGAUUCAAAAGCUUUGAAAUUUUGCUUAGUAAAUGCAUGGAUGUCAGGGAAGGAAUGUCACUCUAUGGGUCACCUUACUAUUUCAAUAGAGGGGUUAGUGGGCCUGGUAGUUCAGGGGUUAGGUCUGAUGGUGGAGGCGGCGGCAGUGGUAGUGGUGGUGGUGGUGGUGGUGGUGGUGGUGGUGGUAGUGGUAGUGGUAAUGGUAGUGGUAGUGGUGGUGGUGGUAGGCGACCAAUGGGGAUGCCAACUCCCUCUGGGUUCAAGCCCCUUUCGAACCCGAACAUUGCAGUUCAGUCCAAUGUUGGGGGAGGAGGGGCUGUGAGUUCUGCAUUCCAAGUUGAGAACCCUUCAACCAAUUUUGCUCGAAACAUUGACAUAGGUAUGACCUCCAAUGUCACACCGGGUGAUCCGGUGAAAAAGAAAAGAGGCAGGCCAAGGAAGUAUGGUCCCGAUGGGUCCAACAUGUCUUUAGCACUAUCUUCCAUGUCCUCCAGGCCUUCGCCAGGGUCCAUAACUCCCGGACGAAAGCGGAGUAAAGGAAGGCCUCGUGGAACCGGGUGGAAGCAACAAUUAGCUCCCCUUGGUGAUUGGAUGAAUAGUUCAGCUGGACUGGCAUUUACGCCACAUGUCAUACACAUUGGAAUAGGAGAGGAUGUAGCAGCAAAAAUAUUAGCAUUUGCAGAACAGAGGCCAAGGGCUUUAUGUAUAUUGUCGGCUAAUGGUACAGUUUCUGCUGUAACACUGCGACCACCAGCAAGUUCUGGUGCCACCGUCACAUAUGAGGGUCGUUUUGAUAUACUGCGCAUGUCUGGUUCAUACUUGGUUGCUGAAAAUGGUGGCCCGCGCAACCGUAUUGGUGGACUAAGUAUUUCUGUUAGUAGUCCCGAUGGGCAUGUCCUUGGGGGCGCAAUUGGUGGCCAACUCAUGGCAGCUACUUCAGUUCAGGUGGUAGCGUGCAGUUUUGUACAUGGCAAUACAAAUGCAAAGAACAAGACAGAGAAUAGUGCAAGAGAUGACAUGGACUCUGCGAUCCGGUCUGCUGAGAAAUCCCAGACUCCUGUUAUCACUACACCAAUUCAAAACCGUGCUCCAAAUAUGGCUGUUUGGCCUUCUUCGAGUUCCAGGACAGAUAUGAGAAGUUCCCAAACAGACAUUGAUCUAACGCGUGGAUGAAGCAAUCUUCGUGCAAAUCAACACAUGAUGAUUUUGUACAUAUGUGUUGUAAAUGAAAAUGCACCAGGAAAUCGUCAACUUUUUUAACUUGCUAACUCACACUGGUAGCAAGACUCCAUUUUAGGCUGUUUCAGUGUGCCAGUGGCAAUACAGAAGAAGAUUAUGGCUGUUGAAAAAGAAACAAACAAACAAAAAAUUUGCAUGAUCUCACUUUGUAGCCAGGUGUUGUGGUUAACCUUUGAUAAUCCAAAAAUUUGAUGAAGGAACAUAUGAUUGUUGGUGUCCCUGUUGGGUAUCUCUUUGUUCUUGUUGUAACUUGAAUAUUUGAUUGUACAACAUAACAUGGAUUCCAGUUUUAAAAUGACCAUUAUUUUUUUCUUCA
Ipomoea nil (Japanese morning glory) is the source of this 2267-nucleotide messenger RNA. Its product is annotated as AT-hook motif nuclear-localized protein 5-like. Lineage: Eukaryota; Viridiplantae; Streptophyta; Magnoliopsida; Solanales; Convolvulaceae. The record is from RefSeq and is a predicted model, not a curated record. The transcript has 5 exons. The coding region runs from base 749 to 1885 and encodes 378 amino acids. Gene Ontology annotation, molecular function: minor groove of adenine-thymine-rich DNA binding.